GCUUGAUUUUUUCAUCAAAAAGUGAUUCAGUCGUAAUAGUUCAUAUUUUUCGUUUUGAGAAAUAUUUAUUCGUCAAAUUGUAAUGAAAUUGUGUAUUGAUUAUAAAACUGAUUGUGCUCUAUAAAUACGUGGAUCAAAACUACUUUAAUUAAUAGCAGACCAUGCUCUGUCGCCGGUCUGUGGCACAGAAGGGAGCACAUAAGACGUGACGUUGCACCCUGAGGGCGCUGGUGGGACCGCGCCAACAUGCAGCGUGCCAUCGCCUGCCUCUUGGCACUACUCACUAGAGCCACUGCUAAUGUAUAUGUUUACACGGUGGACACACCACACACAAUAGCGCAAGAGUUCCCCGACAUGCCGGCGACUUUCGGCGGCGAGGUGCCGCUAACGGGGUUGCGCGGGCUGCUGGUUCAGGGCGAGCCCGAGGACGGGUGCUCCGCCCUGCCGCCACCUCCGCAGGUCACCGACAACUUCACCGGCAAAUGGAUAGUGCUACUCGCCAGAUUUAAUUGCAGCUUUGAGAUAAAGAUUCGUAACGCGCAGGCAGCCGGCUACGACUGUGCCAUUGUACACAAUGUCAACUCUAGCGAUCUUGAGACAAUGUCGGCUAAAAACCCGGAUGGUAUAUUGAUUCCGUCAACUUUUGUGAGCGACAAGACGGGGCAAGUGCUCAUUGAAGCAUACCUCUACACUUUCGGAAAUUAUUAUAUAAUGUUGGACGGUAUUUCACCGUACAAUAUUAAUAGUUUGCUGGUGCCCUUUGCAGUCGUAGUGGUUCUAUGCCUCAUUGUGAUACUUAUAUUUAUGAUAAUAAAAUGCAUAAAAGACCGACGACGUGCUCGACGACAUCGCCUACCGAACAGGUUCCUGAAGAAGAUCCCGACCUGCAAGUUCAGUAAGGGUGAUCCAUACGACACUUGCGCUAUCUGCCUCGAUGACUACCAGGAGGGCGAGCGUCUGCGAGUGCUGCCUUGUGCACAUGCGUACCACUCGAAGUGCAUCGACCCGUGGUUGACGCAGAAUCGACGCGUAUGUCCCGUGUGCAAGCGGCGAGUGUUGGCCGCCGGAGAGCCGCGAACUCGCUCAGACUCUGACAGCGACACUGAGCCACUGCUCGCAGACAGCGAUCAAGUCCUCACACAGGGUGGUACAUUUGAUGAACAGAGAGAGAACCCGUUUGUGCGCGCUGUGCGACAUAUGGUGCGCCUUCGCGAGCGCCAUGAGCGCGCACAAGACGCAGAGAGCGCUCAGCCUUCAGAAGAAACUGAACAGACAAAUAAUGGCGAAAAUGCAAGUGUGGAAGCGGAGGAGACACAGUCGCUGGUGGCGCGCACGGAGCGGAGACAGCGGCGCUCGAGACGCGAAAGAAGAGCGCACGCUCGCCAAAAUGCAUCCAUUAACAGUGAAACACAAGGGGAAAUAGGUGUGGCUGCAUUACCAGUGUCUCCGGCGGAUGUCACUCCGCAGCAUAUAUUAUGAACGCGUCCGUAAGUGACGUGUAUCUGACCGUGUGACGUCACCCGCCGCCAUCUUGUAACGUCCAAACAGAACCGCGCCAUUCUUAGCGCUAAUUGCAAACACUACGCGAAACAAAAUAAGGUAACAUCAAUUACAAUUAGAAAAUACGAAAGUGUUGUGCAAUAUUAACUCUAGGUUUCGUUUUUUUUUUCAAUUGUGACAAGGCUCGGUUAAAAUUACUUGUGUUUGAAUAAUGUGUGAGACGUCGUUAUAACAAAAAAAAUGUUUUAUCCAUUGUUUUGCACCCACAAUUAUAAGUAUAAUUUUUAAGGCAUUAGUUAUUGACUUUGUAUAUUGAGGUGGAUGUCUUCUUGACCAAUAAUUUAUUAAAUAUACAUGAAUAUGCAACUAAUUUGUAUAGUAAAAAUAUAAAUAAGACAAUUUUACAACACACUAACAUCACAAUUGGUUAUAUAAUACCUUUAAC
Papilio machaon (common yellow swallowtail) is the source of this 1945-nucleotide messenger RNA. It is a transcript of the gene gzl, whose product is annotated as E3 ubiquitin-protein ligase RNF13. Gene Ontology annotation, cellular component: cytoplasm; nucleoplasm. The record is from RefSeq and is a predicted model, not a curated record. The transcript has 12 exons. Lineage: Eukaryota; Metazoa; Arthropoda; Insecta; Lepidoptera; Papilionidae. The coding region runs from base 247 to 1479 and encodes 410 amino acids.